Pestalotiopsis fici W106-1 is the source of this 1113-nucleotide messenger RNA. RefSeq lists its product as uncharacterized. Gene Ontology annotation, molecular function: hydrolase activity, acting on carbon-nitrogen (but not peptide) bonds. The coding region runs from base 1 to 1113 and encodes 370 amino acids. Lineage: Eukaryota; Fungi; Ascomycota; Sordariomycetes; Amphisphaeriales; Sporocadaceae. The record is from RefSeq and is a predicted model, not a curated record. The transcript has a single exon.
AUGCCCAGGACCGUAAUCGAAAAUGCCUCGAUAUUCGAUGGCCAGGAUAUUACUGGGCCAAGAACCAUCAUCAUCGAUGGAUCACAAAUCAGUCACGAUUCAACGGCCGCAAAGGAAGAUACGGUGGUUGAUGGUACCGGCUGCACGCUCAUGCCCGGUCUGAUUGACUGCCAUGUGCAUGUCGACAGUCCAAGCCAGCUCGCCUCGUUCGCUGGGCACGGCAUCACGACAGUGUGCGACAUGGCCUGCUUUCCAAUGGAAAAGUACGAAAAGCUCCGCUCAGCGGACGGCCCUACCACGUGGCUCGGCGCCGGUCUACCGGCCUUUGCCCAAGAGUCCACGCACGGAAAGCUCCUCAAAUUCGCGGGAGUCGGGAUGGAUCAGGCUGUGCACAGCCCGGAAGACGCAGUACGGUUCGUGGCGGACAGAGUUCAGGAUGACGUCAACUAUAUCAAGAUCAUUGCGGACCUACCCGGUAUCGAGCAGGAGUGCUUGGACAAGAUCCAGGAGGAGGCGCGAGGUCAGGGCAAAAUGACAGUUGCGCAUACGGCGCAAUAUGCAGCCUUCUCCCGGGGCUUGCACGCAGGCUUUGACAUUUUGACGCAUUUGCCGACGGAUAAGCCGCUCGACAAGCCCAUGGUGGACCAGAUGCUCAGCCAGGGGACGGUAGCGGUGCCGACCCUCACCAUGUCGGAGAACAUGACGAGCAGUUGGACCAUGCGACUCAUCAGAGGCAAGAUGGAAUUUCAACACGCUCUGGACAGCGUGGCGGCCAUGCACCUGGCGGGCGUGCCAAUUCUCGCGGGUACCGAUGCUAAUAAUACCCCCAUAUUGGCCGUGCCAGCGGGCACUUCUCUACAUCACGAACUUGAGCUUUUGGUCAAAGCCGGGCUUAGCCCGAUCGAAGCCCUUCGUGCCGCGACUUCGAGUGCGGCAAAACAUUUUCACCUCAAUGACCGGGGUAUGAUUCGGCCGGGAUUGCGGGCGGAUUUGUUAUUAGUAGAGGGGAAUCCGGCCGAGGAUAUCAUCGCGACUCAGAAGAUCCAAAGAGUAUGGUCUGCUGGCAAGGAGGUCUGUUUAGCCACCGAGAAUGCGAGUUGUAUCGUCAUGUAA